GGGGAAGGGUAUCAACAUUUUUGCCAGCAUUGAAGGUCUCCAAGAACACAGUGGCCUCCAUCAUUCUUGAAAGGAAGAAGUUUGGAACCACCUAGACCACAUAUGUCAGAGUCAAGGCCCGCGGGCCACAUCCGGCCCGCGAGAAGGUUUUUUACGGCCCCUGGGAUGAUCUUGAUUUAUUAUUAGAACCGGCCCGCAGACCGCAGCAAGCCGGCAGCCCGCAGAUCUUUUACACGCACCAAUACUACAUUUCCCACAAUGCAACGGUGACGCACCGAGCAGUAGGCUGCUUCAUUUCAAUAUUUAUUGGCACAGCAGUCGUCAGCAUCACAGUAAAAUUAACUUUCAGAUACCCAUCAAAAAUGGCAAAACGGAAGGUGGACACUGAGAACCGGGGGUUUCAAACAAGGUGGGAGUCGGAGUAUAUGUUCACGGAGGUAGCUGGAAAACCUGUGUGUCUUCUGUGUGGAGAAAGUGUGGCGGUACUGAAAGAGUAUAAUCUGAGACGACAUUAUGAAACGAAACACGCGGACAAAAACAAGAAUAUGGACAUGGAACAAAGGCUACAAAAGGCAGAGGAAUUAAAACGAGGCCUCAAAUCUCGACAGGCUCUGUUCAAAAAAGCCAAAUCACAAGGCCAGGCUGCUGUCAAGGCCAGUUUUAUUUUGGCAGAAGAGAUCGCUAAAUCAGCCCGGCCAUUUACGGAGGGGGAUUUCAUCAAAAACUGCAUGAUUAAAGUUUGUGACGAAGUUUGCCCAGAAAAAAGGCAACUCUUUUUAAAUGUGAGUCUGAGCAGAAACACCAUUGCCGAGAGAGUAGACCAGUUGUCCAUCAAUCUAAAAGAGCAGCUUGUGAAAAAGGGAAAAGAUUUCAUUGCAUAUUCCUUGGCUGUGGAUGAGAGCACCGACAUUUCUGACAUUGCCCAGUUGUCAAUUUUCAUCCGCGGAGUGGACUCCAGCCUAAGCGUGACAGAGGAGUUUUUGGCUUUACGUCCUAUGCAUGGCACAACUACGGGGCAUGAUUUGUAUGAAGAGGUGUCAAGAUGUGUAAAUGAGAUGGAGCUGCCUUGGGAAAAACUCGUGGGUUUGACAACCGACGGAGCACCUGCGAUGUGUGGACACAGGAGCGGACUGGUGGCGAAGAUACGGGAAAAGAUGCAAGAGGAAAACGCGACAGGUGAGCUGACAGCUUAUCAUUGUAUCAUACACCAGGAAGCGUUGUGCGGUAAAGCCUUGAAAAUGGAGCAUGUAAUGAGCAUCAUCACGCGCACAGUUAACUUUAUCAGAGCCAAAGGUUUGAAUCACCGCCAGUUCAAGGCAUUUCUGACGGAGUUAGAAACGGAGCAUGGUGAUUUGCCUUAUCACACAGAGGUGCGAUGGCUAAGCCAGGGAAAGGUGCUUCAAAGAUGUUUCGAGCUUCGUGAGGAGAUUUGUCUGUUCUUGGACAGCAAAGGGAAAGACACAACACAACUCCGAGACGAAAUGUUUCUGUGUGAAAUGGCUUUUCUGUGUGACAUUACGAGUCAUCUGAAUGCAAUGAACUUGCAGCUGCAGGGUCGGGAUCAUGUCAUCUCUGAUAUGUACAGUACAGUGAAGGCAUUUAAAACCAAACUGACUCUGUGGGAGACGCAGAUGCGGAAAGAAAAUUUGAGCCACUUUCCCAGCUGCCAGACCAUGAAAGAGAAGCUCUCUACCAGUGCGUUCCCGAGCGCACAGUUGGCUGAUAAAAUAGGUAUGCUUGCCGCUGACUUUCGACGCCGAUUUGCUGACUUUGAAGCACAAAAAAGCAGGUUGGAACUGCUCGGUAACCCAUUUGCUGUUGACGUGGAAAGCUCACCACCAAACCUCCAAAUGGAGUUGAUUGACCUCCAAUGCAAUGAUGCACUGAGGGCAAAAUAUGCGGCAGUGGGUGCUGCGGAGUUCGCCCGUUUCCUCCCCGACACAAUGCCCCAGCUGCGCAUCCAGGCUGCUCAAACGUUGUCUAUGUUUGGCAGCACAUACCUGUGUGAACAACUGUUUUCUUUGAUGAACCUGAACAAAACAUCACACAGAAGUCGACUUACUGCUGAACACCUCCACUCAAUUCUGAGGAUUUCCUCAGCUCAGAGCCUUACCCCGAACAUUGAUGAACUUGUGGAAAAGAUGGGACACCACCAAGUAUCACCCUCAACCUCAAACAAGUGAACAUUACUGUGCAAUCACAUAUUUAGAGUUUUUACUCAGUUCAAGUUUAAAAGUUAAAGUUUAAUAUUUGUUUUCACUGCAUGUUACUUCUCCUUAAACAAAGUGUUGUUUUUGAUUAAUAGAUUUUUGCACUUUAUUUUAUUGUAUUUCAAUCCAAUUAUAUUUUAAAAAUAUUUCAGUUGAGUGGAUGAUAGAAAAUUGCUAUUAUUGUUUUUUUCUUUGAAGUAAAUUUAGCCCACUUUUGCUAAAAUAGAAAAUAUAGGCUACUGAUGGUGCCUUGAAUACCGGUUUCUUUCAUUUAAUGUUCAUGUUAUGGGGAUUUUUAUAUAAAGGAAAUUUGUCUUUUGUGUCUGUUGAAAAUUAAAGAUUACUGACAGAGCCAUAAGAAAAUAUUGCUUUAUUUAUCUGAUCAUAUUGGAAUAUAUUUGUUAGGUUUUCAGUAGGUUCAAUUAGGUUCACUAGACUAUAUGCGUCAUUUAAAAAAAUUUCAAUGAACAUUCGAACAGUCCGGCCCUCGGCUUGUAGCUAAAUUUUUUAUUUGGCCCUCCGUCCAUUUGACUUUGACACCCCUGA
This is a messenger RNA of Salvelinus fontinalis (brook trout), 2756 nucleotides long. RefSeq names its product general transcription factor II-I repeat domain-containing protein 2-like. The record is from RefSeq and is a predicted model, not a curated record. NCBI's taxonomy places the organism in Eukaryota, Metazoa, Chordata, Actinopteri, Salmoniformes, Salmonidae. Bases 363 to 2183 code for a protein of 606 amino acids. The transcript has a single exon.